Messenger RNA from Frieseomelitta varia, 2476 nucleotides. Its product is annotated as rab-like protein 6. NCBI's taxonomy places the organism in Eukaryota, Metazoa, Arthropoda, Insecta, Hymenoptera, Apidae. The transcript has 6 exons. Gene Ontology annotation, molecular function: GTPase activity; GTP binding. The coding region runs from base 194 to 2287 and encodes 697 amino acids. The record is from RefSeq and is a predicted model, not a curated record. Gene Ontology annotation, cellular component: nucleus; cytosol.
CACAACAAAAAAAUAAGUACAGCUGGUAAGUGACAGCUGCCUAAGUUUUAUUAGAUGUGUUAAGUAUUACGAAUAAAUUUUUAUUUUCUACCACGACACAUGGAAAAUUUGAUAUAACAUGUAAUAUCUAUUAUAGAAAUAAGGAAAAGUCCUUACCUAAAUUAUUAUUAAUCUAGUUAAGAAGAAAUAUACAAUGUUCUCUGCAUUUAAAAGAUUAGCUGGAAAGUCAGAUGGAGUUAACAAUGUAUCACCUAGACCAGCUCAUCAAUCUAUGCCAACAACUUUACAGAGAAAAUUUGCUAAAGGUGUACAAUAUAAUAUGAAAAUUAUUAUAAAGGGUGACAGAAAUGUGGGAAAAACUUGUCUAUUUCAUAGACUUCAAGGCCAAAAAUUUAUAGAAGAAUAUAUACCAACAGAAGAAAUACAAGUAACAAGUAUUCAAUGGAAUUAUAAAGCUACUGAUGAUAUCGUUAAAGUUGAAGUUUGGGAUGUUGUAGAUAAAGGUCGACGUAGAAAAAAAUUAGAAGGUUUAAAAAUGGAUAACUCACAACCCGAAAAUAUAAUCGAGGAACCUGCUUUAGAUGCAGAGUUUCUUGAUGUAUAUAAAGGGACCAAUGGUGUUAUUAUUAUAAUGGAUAUUACAAAAUCUUGGACAUUUGAUUAUGUACAACGAGAACUUCCAAAAAUUCCUAGCCAUAUUCCAGUAAUUGUUUUAGGAAAUCAUUGUGAUAUGUCACAUCACAGAACUGUUACAUCAGAUCAUGUAACAUACUUUAUUGAUUUAUUUCAUGAAAGAACAGCGCAAGUAAGAUAUGCAGAAUCCUCCAUGAGAAAUGGCUUUGGAUUAAAACUUUUGCACAAAUUCUUUAAUCUUCCUUUUCUUCAGCUACAGAAAGAAACACUAUUAAAACAGCUUGAAACUAAUGAGGAGGAGACACGUUUGACAAUACAAGAACUUAAUCUCUUUCAAGAUAGUGAUGAUGCCAAUUAUAACAAAUUCUUAGACAAUCUUGUUAACAAAAGAAGAGCACUAGCUGAUUCUGUUUCUGCUAGUAUUCUAGUCCCUAAUAUUACAUCUUCUUUAAGCAAUCAUAAUAUACUAUCUUCCUAUGGCAAUAUGAAUGUAAAUGCUGAAGUUAAAAGAUCAUUUUCCAUGCCUGGUCCUAUAGGAGGUGGAACUCCUAUUCCAGUAAAAAAUAUGGAUUUAAUAGUAUCAAAGAAAGAAAAUUUUAUUAAUACUUCCGAAAAUCAAGCAAUUUCUGUUAAAAAUUCACAAAUUACAUCAACAUUGUCUAGUACACAAAAUAUUUCAAAAAUAGAUUCUAAGAUAACUGAAUUUUUAAAUGAAAAUUCUGACAAACGAGAGUCAACUAGCAAACCACAGUCACUUAUGUCAAAGAUAUUUGGUAACAAAAAGGAAGACGAAGUAGACAAAGUAACACAUAUUAAUAACCCAAAUACAAAUGUACCGUUAACUAGUGUUGAAGAUUUUGUACCAGAUGAUGGAUUGUUAGAUCGGUCAUUUUUAGAAGAUAGUCAAGUUUCACCACAGAAAGUACAACAUGAAGAGUUAGAUUCCGAAAGUGAUACUGAAACUGCAAAUCCCUUAGUUGCUGAAUAUGAAGAUGAUUUAUCAUCAACUGAUGAAGCAACACCUCCUAUUCAACCUAAAUUAGCAGAAAAUCCACUAAGCAAACAAAAACACAAACGUGAAACUUUAUCACAUACAGAAAUAAAUGUGGGAAAAUUGCGGCAAAUUACGAAAUGCGAUUCUAUUUCAUCUAUCGACCAAGAAUUACAAAUAUCAAACAACUAUGACAUGAAUGAACAACAAGAGAUUAACUCGGACGCAUUUGAUAGUUGGCUUCGACGUGAUUCUAAAUGGAGACAAAGUCCUGAAGGUGGUGAAGAUGUAAGCAGUAAUAGCACCAGAAAAGAUAGAUUGGAAUUAAGUGAUAAAAGCGUAGACGUUAGUGUAACAAGUUCUAAUGUGCAUUUAGAAUUACUUGACAAUACUAGCGUACGUCAUAUGAGUUCUGAUGGUGGAAGCCCUGUGUUAAAAGAAAAAAAAAGACAUAAAGAAAAGACGGAAGAUAAAGAAAAGAAGAAAAAGAAAAAAUCGAAAGAUAAAGAAAAAGAUAAAGAGAAAAUAGAUAAAACAGAAAAAAAGAAAAAACGAUCGUUACAUCGUCCAAGAGAUGAAACCAGAGAACGCGAUGAACUUGAAGAAUUUCUCAAUGGUUCUGUAACUAGAAUUGAUGUUGAUGUUGCCUAUGAAGCAAUAUAGUAUUUUUUUCAUGUAACAUUUAAUUUUAUUUUUCAGUAAUACUGUCUUCUGGUAACGCAUAAAAAACAUGUUAUAACAUUGAGUUAUCAAUUUUAUAUUAAUAUUUGCAAAUGUAUCUUUUAUAAUUUUAAUUUCAUAGAUUAAUAUUCUGUGAAUGUGUAAUAUAAUCACAAAUGUAUUUUUGUAAAU